GAGAGAGAGAGAGAUCCAAGGACAGACAGCACUGAGGGGAGGGGGGGGGGGGAACCACUCUGUCACACCUACCCCACAGCCUCACUCAGCCUCAGUGGGAGACAGAACAGAUCUUGAUGUUGAGGAUGCAUGUCUACGUGAGAGGAGCAUCCAGGAGAGGACACUAGGUCCCAAAGCUGCACAGACAGAUACAUGCAAAGGACUACAAGUAACGAGAGAGAGAGAGAGAGAGAGAGAGAGAGAGAGAGAGAGAGAGAGAGAGAGAGAGAGAGCAGAGGAAGCCCAGAGGGCAGGACAGCAGGAUUCCAGAGAGGACAGAACAGGGUGGAACAGGCAGCAUUUGCAGGGUGAUGCUUUUGGGGAAGGACCUGAUGAAAAGGAUCUGAACAGAGAAGCAAAACCGCUACAUUUUGUGAUUUCUCCUCCUCAUCUGCAAACAGAAAUCCUCUGUGUCUCCAGCUGUCUGCAGAGAGAUCCCUCUGCUGCUGCUGCUGCUGCUGAGGGUUCACAGUCUCCGUGCUUCUGUGCACAGCACCACAUCACACCGCUGUGCUCCGUAGUCCGAGACCAUGAGCGAGGCGAAGAAAGGUGAGCUGGCCAUCCGGGAUAAAGCCAUCCUGCACCAGCAGAGGCGUCUGAAGCAGGCCACCCAGUUCUCCCACAAGGACUCUGCUGACCUCCUGCCCCUGGACGGGCUGAAGAGACUGGGCACGACCAAAGACCUGCAACCUCACAGCAUCGUGCAGCGCCGCCUGAUGGAGGGAAACAUCACCCGGCUCCGAGGCGAGGCCCGGGACACCAGCGGCAGGAUCCGCUCCCCGCUGGCCGACAGCAAGGACGGGCCCGCCGACGCCGAGGAGAAGAGCGAGAGCACGGCCGACGACUCCACGGAGGAGAGGGAGUCCCUGGAGGAGAGCGAGAGGAGCCUCCGGUCGGACGAGGAGGACGACAGCAGCGAGGCCGGAGCCAGGCCCGGGGCCGAGAAGGGCGAGGUCACGGAGAGGUCGACCCUCCUCACAGCUCUGGUUGUUCAGUGCAAGUGCUGCGAGAGCGAAGUCAACGCAUCCAUCAACACCGGCAUUCAACACAACCACAUCUCCACCUCCUGCUGCCAGAGGCUGGGGUUGGUGCCCGUUCAGGACGGCUCAGUGACGGGUCUGCAGCUGCAGCUCGGCCGACAGACGCUCCAGUGCUCAGCUUACGUCAAAGAGGACGAGGCGUUCGAGCUGUGCCUCGGUCUUCAGACUCUGCUGGAACUCAAAUGCUGCUUGGACCUGAGCAGCCGGGUCCUGAAGCUGCAGGGCUGUGGCGAGGAGCUUCCCUUCCUCGACCCCUCCAUCGACAGCCAGUGCCAACACGACACCAAUGAGAACCUGUGAGUCCGACUCCACCGGCGAUGAUCGAUUCCUCGGGUCCUGACCGGUCGCAGCGACGUGGCACGAUGCCAUAUUUCUGUUUUUUGUGUUUUUGUCUGGACCAUCUGAUGACAGUGCCUCACGCUGCCCGAGCACGGACGAGCAUUCGCCGCCGUCCUUGAGUUUACAUCAUCGUGUUUGUAGAGUCGAGACAUUCACCAUGAUUAUCUCUUAAAUUAGUUUAGUUCCCAGAGCGGACGAUGGCUGAUCCCUCCUCUGUGGGUCUCAUCGUUCUUUAUGAUUAUUCUAUAUAUUCAUCCCGACUGCUCUGCUGAGCUCAGGUGCACCGAUGCUCUCCACCAACAGAACCAUCAGAGUUAUUUAAAGUGGAAUUCAGUGGGAAUAUUUUGUGAUUUGACUGUCGAAGAAAAUUACUUUUAAUCAACGACAAAUGUGUUAAUUGUAAAUCUUUCAGUUUGGAUUCUGUUGAAAGAAAUAUUUUCAUAUUUUGGGGAAUCAGCUUUGAAUUAUAAUAAGUUAGAAAUGAAGGAGAUUGCAGCUGCAGCCAAUUAGCUUAGGACUGGAAACAGAGGGAAACAGCUAGACUGACUGGGUUUGAUGGGAAACAUUAAGUACAAGUACAAGUACCCUUGGAUAAGAAGUGCUGGAUUAAACAGAAACAAAUAUAUUAAGUGUUAAUCUGUGAGAUUAUUUUUACUAUUGGUUAUUCCUAACAGGCUGCAGGCUGCAACCUUAUAUUUACCUAUUUAUAAAAGUGGGUUUAAUCUCCUCAACAUCAACGUGAAAGCAAAUAAGUGCAUAUUUUCCUAAAAUGUCAAACCAUUCCUCAACGAGUCAACAUUAAACACACAUCUCUCAAGUUGCGGUACUCAGGAUGCCCUUUCCAGUGGUUUCAAAAGAACAUUUUGAGAAGUUAUUUGAAGUUAUUUGAAGUUAUUUGAAGUUAUUUGAAGUUAUUUGAAGUCUUGUGAAUCAGGCUACCUCCUCCUCCUUCAGAAACAGGGACAGGUUCUCAUGUAGAAUUUUAAAAUAGAUACCAGAGUUUCUGACGUACUCAUAUUCAAACUUCGCCCCCCUUUUUCUUUUCCUAUCACAGAGACUGAUGUGGUUACAUUUUCCACGAGCACACGCACACACACACACACACACUCAGAGACUCAACUGCAGAAUAGUUCCCCUAAAAAAAAAAAAUCCCUCCUGAUGAAGAAUCGACUUCAGGCCAGACGGACAAACAUGCUUGAGUCAGACUCAGCUACAGGAAUAUCAAAACAUUCCAUCUGCAUGACUUUGUAAAGUUCUGCCUUUGUAUAAGUCUGCAUGUUUGUGUACUAGUGCGAUUGUGUCACGUUGAACGUCUGAAGGGGCCGUGUGUGUGCGUGUGUGUGUGUGUGCUUUUGUGUGCAUGUACCGUGUGUGUGUUAGGAGUCAACAGCAGGGUUUUUCCACCUUGUUAUUGCUCCGGUUUCACAUGAGUAGGGGGGCAAAUAGAUUUCUUGGUGGCCUCGUCUGCCCCCAGCCGGUCCACGAGCUCCGGUAAGAGCAAGCUGCCAAAAGGCCGACCCCCCCGCUGCCUUCCCUCUCUGCCUCUGUCAGGAGGCUCCGAUCACUCGGCUGUGCCAAGGCCCCUCUCCGAGCUCAUCCUCCUCUUCGUCCAACCUCCUUCUUUCAACCCUCUCACUCUUGACACCUCAUGUUUUUUGCUGAUUUGCCCGUCACAAGCGCAGGAGGAGGAGGAGAACUCGCUCCACACUACAGCGCCGCCUGCCUCUCUCGUCUCGGUGUGUUUCCAUCGUGUGGCGACUGAAGAGCUGCCUCAGUCGUGCUCACAGGAGGACAUCACGCUCUGCUUCAGUUCCCAUCGAACCAGGAGCUGGUCCACACGUAGAUUGAAGAUGUUUAGUUUCUCUUUGCUGUACUUGUGACCUUCCUGCGCCAUACGAGAGGAAAUCGAUGUAAGACAGAAGUUUAUUUUUGGUGUUUCCCUUCUUCUGAACAGUAUUUUCUCUGCCUAAUAAAAUAUGUAUUCUGGCUA
Messenger RNA from Pleuronectes platessa (European plaice), 3408 nucleotides. RefSeq names its product nuclear receptor interacting protein 2 (gene nrip2). The transcript has 6 exons. The record is from RefSeq and is a predicted model, not a curated record. Lineage: Eukaryota; Metazoa; Chordata; Actinopteri; Pleuronectiformes; Pleuronectidae. The coding region runs from base 570 to 1379 and encodes 269 amino acids.